Molecule: messenger RNA, 552 nt
Organism: Pestalotiopsis fici W106-1
Lineage: Eukaryota; Fungi; Ascomycota; Sordariomycetes; Amphisphaeriales; Sporocadaceae
Exons: 4
Coding region: 1-552 (183 amino acids)
Molecular function (GO): FAD binding
Source: RefSeq, a predicted model, not a curated record
AUGAGCAAUCAGUCAGGUAUCGCUAGUCAAGCUUCGGCUGCGACUAAACUACUCCAAGACGCUCUUCCAGGACGAGUCAUCACUCCAGAGAAUGCGACAGAGCACAAAGUUGAGCAAUCUCGCUCUUGGUGCUCGACAUGUUGGACUCCGGCGGCGGCCUACGUCCGGCCCACUACUACAGAGGAAGUCGCCAAAGCACUGACGAUCAUCAAUCAGAGCGGGUGCAAAUUUGCUAUUCGAGCAACUGGACACAAUCCCAACCCAGGAUAUAGCAAUGUCGACCAAAGUGGCAUCGUCAUUGACCUCAGCGGCUUGACGUCCUUGACAUUGGCUGAGGACGGUACACUCCAGGCUAGAGCCGGCAACACCUGGGGUAAGGUGUAUGCUUGGUUGGAGGAAAGACAACGCUCAGCCAUGGGUGGUCGAGAGUCAGCUGUUGGGAUCAGUGGAUUCUUCCUUGGAGGCGGCUUAGGCCCGUUUCCGAAUUUGCAUGGCGUCGGUGUAGAUGGAGCGACGAACUUCGAAGUUGUUCUGGCGGAUGGCACAAUGUAA